This is a messenger RNA of Oikopleura dioica, 1617 nucleotides long. Lineage: Eukaryota; Metazoa; Chordata; Appendicularia; Copelata; Oikopleuridae. The record is from the annotation of a GenBank genome assembly.
AUGAGCGUUCCCCAAGACCCGCGAAAUCGAAACCACAACCACAAUCACAACGGCAAUCACAGAAGCACUUCUGGGGUUCGUUUCAACCCACAAAACGCGCAAGGAAGACCAGAACCAUCGGUUCCAGAAGUCGUGAAUUGGAUCAAAGACUUAAAACUGACCACCAAAACUGCCAAUUUGACCGUCAUCUGUCUCGGCGUGACGAAUGCGAUCCGAACAACGGACGGAAACGAAGUCAGAAACAUCAUCAUCGCCGACAAAACUGGCAGAGUUAACCUAUCAAUGUGGGGCGAGUUGGGCGGGCUGGUGCGCGAAGGCGACAUUCUCCGAAUCCAGCGGGCAUACACCAAGCUCUUCAAAGACGUUCUCACUUUGUACAUCAGCAAAAACGGCUCGAUCCAGCGCGUGAACGAGUUCUGCCUCCAGUUCAACGCCAACAACGACUUGUCGGAUCCGAAUAUCAACUGGGAAAGCGGCGACCCACGGCAAUUCAAGCGCUCUACUUCUGUCCACAACGAAAAGUUGCGGGCUGAUUUGAAAACAAAUACUGGCUACAUUCGGGAGCUGAAAGAAGACUCGAGAUCGCGGUUUAUUCGACUAAAAGGAAUCCCCGAGGAAGAAAACGAAGACACAGCCGGAAAAAUCGUCGAAUUGCUGGAAUACUUGGGCUACCAAAUCGAAGCAUCCGAUAUCGAAAGAGCAAAUCGUGUGGGAAGCAAAAGCGAAGACCGAGCUGCUCCGAGAGCGAUUGUCGUCGAACUUUCGAGCUACAAAUUGAAGCAGUCGGUUUUGGUCGAAGCGGCGAACAAAUUGAGGCACACUGCUUACAGCGUAAUGGACGACGAAACUUUCGUGGUAAUGGACGACGAGCAAAUCGACGAAAUCCCCAGCUUAGACGGAAAAUGCGGCAAAAUCACGGAAGUUGGCGAACCAGUCACUUACAAGAAGUCGGGACGAAUGUUCGGCUUCUGGGGCAGAGACGCCUUCAGAAAGGAAUCCAGCUCGAUUUACAUUAUGGAGCAUUUUUACAGAAACACGCUCGUGGUUGAGUACGCCCGCCUGGUAGAUUUCAUCAAAGACCAGCCCCUUACAAACUACACAGUUCCAUACAAUUGGGCAGGUACUGGGCACCAGAUCUACGAUGGCUCCGUCUAUUUCAAUAAAUUUAACACUUCAUCAAUUAUUCGGUUCGAUUUCGCAACACGAAAAUGGGCUGGAUCAACGGACAUCGAUUUCGCAGCGGAUGAAACUGGACUUUGGGUGAUUUAUGCGACGCUUCAAAACUCCCUCGACAUCGUCGUUUCUAAAUUAGACCCAAAGACUCUGGACGUGUUGAAGACCUUCAGGACGAACUGGCGUAAACAGUGGUCGGGAAACGCCUUCAUGGUCUGCGGCGUUUUGUACGUUUUGAAGAAAUACGACGAAAAAUACACCGGCCUAAAUUUCAUGUACAACACCCACACAGAGGCGUUCAAGUUCAUCGACAUUCCAUUCACCAACAAGUACGAGUGGAACACGAUGGUGGACUACUCGCCCGUCGACGGGCUGCUCUAUGCCUGGGACAGAGGCCACCAAGUCACUUACAACUUGACGCUUUCCAACGCCGGCGGCCACUGA